Messenger RNA from Uloborus diversus, 1344 nucleotides. RefSeq lists its product as uncharacterized. The record is from RefSeq and is a predicted model, not a curated record. The transcript is spliced from 6 exons. NCBI's taxonomy places the organism in Eukaryota, Metazoa, Arthropoda, Arachnida, Araneae, Uloboridae. Bases 1 to 1344 code for a protein of 447 amino acids.
AUGAUUAAGAUUACUAAUUUUAAUGAUGCUGACACAGUCAAUGUUUCUCUGCCACAGAUCCAUGGUGAAAUCAUAGUGAGCGGUGAUAGUGAAAUAAGCGUGUGCAAUGAAAAUUUAUCCAUUGGAUCUGUAACUUGGCCGGUCAUCAAUGGUAAAUUUAAAGCAUUUGUGCAACUAAGUGAAGGUGAAAAUAGUAUCAGACUUGAGCAUAAAUCAUCAUUCAUUAUUUUGAAUCUGAUAUAUGUACCUUUAAAUUUCAGAAGAUUUAUUAGAUUAGUUUAUAUUAAAUGCAAAGAUGAUGAUGGGUCUUUCCAAGUCCCGGAGGCAGAAAAUAGUUCUCUUUCUAGUGCCUGUAAACGCAUUACAUUAGGUGCUCAGAUGCUGCAAACAUUUACUUGGGACAAAAUAAAAGAGCAUUGUUCCAACGGGAGAACUUUCUGUCUGGAAGAAACUGACGGCAAAGUAAUAUGUCAUGUAUUUAGCAGUAAAUUAACUGUCGAAGAGGCUCAUAAAUUAAGUGAACAAGAAUUAUGGUCACAUUUCGCUGUUGAACUUAUGAAUUCGAAUCUUAGAUUAGGAAAUAGAUGUAAAUUUUUAGCUUUCCUAUCAUUCACUAGGUAUUGUAAUUAUUCUAAUUUGUCUCCCAAGAACCAUAAAGAAGUUCUGAGACUGACUAAAGGUCAAGUAGCUUUAGGGGGUGGAGGUUUAGCCUUGUUUGGAUCAGGAUGUCUCCACACUUGGGCAGAAGAUGUAUCACAAAUUCCUUGGAGAUUUGGAGAUAAAAGGAAGAUAGACAGGAAAAAGUUAAUGGAUGAUAGUGCUAACCGUGGUUGGCACUGGGCUUGCUAUUCUACUGGUCUUGGUGCUACAUUACAUGAGCUUGGACAUACCUUUGAUUUAGGUCACACAAAAGGUGGCAUUAUGGGAAGAGGAUUCGAUGAUAUUUAUAAAUAUUUCAUAGUGGAUCUUUUCUACUAUGAUCAUGCAUAUCAGCAGAAGUACAAUCCUUAUUACCAGAAAUCUUCCAUCCACAAUCAAACAGUUCCCUUCACUUUGUCACCAUUGGCUUCGUGGAAGUCCAGUGCCGAAACUUCCCUUCAAUAUCUCCAAAGUCAAACAACAACUAAUGAACAAGUGCCUCGUGAAGUUUUUGAUGCCAGUUUAAAUGAAAAGCCUUGGAGUCUUCCAACUCUUCCAGAAGUAUGGUUUACUGAUGCCACUUAUGCAGUGAAUGUCGGUCAAGCUUACUGGGAGCGAUCGUCUGCCUUAAUACUUUAUUAUCACAAGUGGUUUAAUGACCAUGAAGACGAAUCUACUCCUUCUUUGACAAGGUACUAUACUUGA